Messenger RNA from Trichobilharzia regenti, 657 nucleotides. Lineage: Eukaryota; Metazoa; Platyhelminthes; Trematoda; Strigeidida; Schistosomatidae. The record is from the annotation of a GenBank genome assembly.
AUGUUACAACUAAGGAUCCCUGAUAUGUCCAGUACUGUGGAUUUCCGGGUACAAACUUUAACACUCUGUCGUUCCUUCUUGAUAGCCAGUGUAAAUAAACAAGAUGCCAGUUACCUGACUGAUUUAGCUGAUAAUACAACUACUGAAUUAAGCUCUAUUCCCAACGGACCAGAAAUCAUCAAAUCAUUACUUCACUUAGUAAGAGAGUUCAAUCAACGUCUCAGUCAAACACAUGAAGUUGAACCAGUAGCUGAAAGCUUGGGUAUAGAUUCAGAUAAACAAAUCGAUACAACAGCUUUGGAAACAUCUUAUAUUGAAAUCUUAGAUGGAUUAUUUGAAAAGUUAAAUUGGGGACGUAUUGUAGCAAUGUUUGCAUUUCUGCGCAUUUUAGUUUUAAGAUUAUCAAAACAUGGACACAAUGAUGCAAUACAAAUGCUUGUGAAGACAACAAGUAAAUAUUGUGAUGAAAAGUUGAAAAAUUGGAUCAAUCUUCAUGAUGGUUGGUCUGGAUUAAUUGAUUUCACUGGUAAUCAGUUUAUAAAUGAUGGACAAGAAUUAAUCUGGCGAACAUUACGCAGUGUUGGUGGAUUUGCUACUGGAGCUGUUGGAGCCUUGGGGCUAGUUGCAUUAGUUGGUUAUAUUGCAAACAAGAUUUAA